This is a messenger RNA of Oryza brachyantha (malo sina), 1995 nucleotides long. RefSeq names its product bifunctional 3-dehydroquinate dehydratase/shikimate dehydrogenase, chloroplastic-like. The record is from RefSeq and is a predicted model, not a curated record. The transcript has 11 exons. Gene Ontology annotation, molecular function: shikimate 3-dehydrogenase (NADP+) activity; NADP binding; 3-dehydroquinate dehydratase activity. The coding region runs from base 122 to 1648 and encodes 508 amino acids. Gene Ontology annotation, biological process: shikimate metabolic process; chorismate biosynthetic process. NCBI's taxonomy places the organism in Eukaryota, Viridiplantae, Streptophyta, Magnoliopsida, Poales, Poaceae.
CCACCCACCUCUUCCCACCUGCGCCCGCCCGCCCCCAGCCAAGCACCAACCAACCCCCCCUCGGCUGCCGCCGCGCCGAUCGCUCCGCAUCCGCGUCGCCGGCGAAGGAAGGAAGGAGGAGAUGACACUCCUGUGCGUGCCGCUGGUGGUGCGCACGGUGGAGGCGAUGCAGGCCGACGCGGCGGCGGCCGCGGCCGCCGGCGCCGACCUCGUCGAGAUCCGGCUCGACUUCAUCGAGGGGUUCCGCCCGCGGGAGCACCUCCCUCGCCUGCUCCGCGGCUGCCCGCUCCCGGCCCUCGUCACCUACCGACCCAAUUGGGAAGGAGGCCAGUAUGAAGGUGAUGAUGCCACAAGAUUUGAAGCACUCCGUUUAGCAAUGGAGCUAGGCGUAGACUAUGUUGAUAUUGAAUUGAAGGUUGCUGACAAAUUUAUCAGCUUCAUUUCUGGUAGUAAGCCAGACAAGUGCAAACUUAUUGUCUCAUCACAUAAUUAUCAAAGCACUCCAUCCUGCGAGGAGCUUGCUGAUCUUGUGGCUAGAAUACAAGCAGUUGGAGCUGACAUAGUGAAAAUUGCAACAACCGCUACUGACAUUGUUGAUGUGUCACGGAUGUUCCAAGUGAUGGUGCACUGCCAAGUGCCUAUGAUUGGACUAGUGAUGAGCGAAAAAGGUUUAAUGUCAAGGGUGCUAUCGCCCAAGUUUGGGGGCUAUCUAACCUUUGGGACUAUUGAUGCUACAAAGUUAUCAGCAUCUGGGCAGCCAACUAUUGAAGAACUGUUGGACAUUUAUAAUAUAAGGCAUAUAGGACCUGAUACAAAGGUUCUUGGUCUUAUAGCCAACCCAGUAAAACAGAGCAAGAGCCCAAUUUUGCACAAUAAAUGUCUUCAAUCUGUCGGAUACAAUGCUGUUUAUCUUCCACUUUUGGCAGACGACCUUGCUAGAUUUCUCAGCACAUACUCGUCUCCGGAUUUUUCAGGAUUCAGUUGUUCUCUUCCUUUUAAAGUGGAUGCUGUACAGUGUUGCCAUGAACAUGAUCCAAUUGCUAAGUCAAUAGGUGCCAUAAACACUAUAAUUAGGAGACCAGAUGGCAAACUAGUGGGCUACAAUACUGAUUACAUUGGAGCAAUUUCUGCCAUUGAGGAUGGCAUAGGAGGUCCAGGGUCAAAGGAUGCUGCUGUCUCACCUUUGUCUGGCAGGCUUGUUGUUGUUGUUGGUGCUGGUGGAGCUGGUAAGGCAAUUGCUUAUGGGGCAAAGGAGAAGGGUGCAAGAGUUGUAGUAGCAAAUCGUACCUACGAAAAAGCAGUAAGUCUUGCUGCUGCAGUUGGUGGUCAUGCCCUGAGACUAGCUGAGCUUGAAACUUUCAGGCCUGAAGAAGGGAUGAUCCUUGCUAAUGCAACAUCAUUGGGAAUGUACCCCAAUGUGGACGGCACCCCUAUUCCAAAGAAAGCAUUAAGCUUCUAUGAUGUUGUAUUCGAUGUGGUAUAUGCUCCGAAAGUUACCCGUCUUCUACGAGAAGCAGAAGAAAGUGGGGUUAAAGUUGUCAGUGGUGUAGAGAUGUUUGUCAGACAAGCCAUGGGUCAGUUUGAGCGUUUCACUGGUAUUGAAGCUCCUGAAAGUCUGAUGCGUGAGAUAGCAGCAAAAUACACAUAACAGGCUAAUGGCGAGGUGAUGGUUGUGACAAUAAUUAGCAAAAGUAUUCCUGAAGGGUUAAGUUAAUAAAAGCCCAAUUUUGCGCUGGGUGGAGAUCUGUUGUAAUCUUAGAUUUCGCCGACUUGUCACCUGCAACAGGUGUGUAAACAGAGCUGCUAUAGAAUGUUCAAUUUCAUCUCUUCUUUUUGCAAUAAACGAUUUGCACGCAUAAAUACGCAGUUUUGCUUGACGAUUGUGAUUGGCUUUUAGAAAAAGCAUCAAGCUACGAUCGGUGGCUCCCAUGUUCAUCAUGUAAGAACUAUACCUGUCGACUUGCUUGCAAUAAUGUGAUUGGUUCUUCACUGUAA